AUGAAGUCUCAGCCCCUAACCCCUAAAGAAUCUCUAACGAACACCCUCACCUUCGAAAAAAAGAACAAAGACAUGCUCAAACUCCCCAAACACGCCCGCGUGCAAAAACGCCCGAUCCCCCACCCCCCAAUCGCAUCCCCCUAUGCCAGCGCCACCGUCCCCAAAACAGUCUACGUAUCCACCAACACGCCCUUCAUGAGCGCCGUGAAACGCGUGCAGAAGUUCCUCCAGCAAGCUGAGAAACGCGCAACCGCAUCGGUGGACCUGUCGAACGGGAAAAAGAGGGAUCAGCAGAAGUUGGCUCAGAUAGCACGCGGGCAGGAGGAGUUGAGGAAGGAAGUAGUGUUUGUAAAGGCGACGGGGAGGGCGAUUGAGAAAGCGCUUAGUGUGGGGAAGUGGUUUGAAGAGAGAGAGGGAGAGUAUGUUGUCAAGGUGGAGACGGGGGCUGUGCUUGUCGUUGAUGAUGUUGUGGAGGAUGAGGGGAGGAAGGCGGCUUUAGAGAGGAGGGUGCAGGAGGGUGCUGAGCAGGUUGGAGGUGAGGGGGUUGUAUCAAAGUCUGCGGCGAAGAGACGCAGAAGGGCUGCUGAUGCUUUGGCGGCGGCUGAGGGGGAGGAGUUGCCUGAGACGAGGACGCGGUGGGUGAAUAAGGUUGAGGUUUCGAUUACCUUCAAAUGA
Messenger RNA from Aspergillus alliaceus, 675 nucleotides. RefSeq names its product ribonuclease P subunit p20 family protein. The transcript is spliced from 2 exons. Bases 1 to 675 code for a protein of 224 amino acids. Gene Ontology annotation, molecular function: RNA binding. The record is from RefSeq and is a predicted model, not a curated record. Gene Ontology annotation, cellular component: ribonuclease MRP complex; nucleolar ribonuclease P complex. Lineage: Eukaryota; Fungi; Ascomycota; Eurotiomycetes; Eurotiales; Aspergillaceae. Gene Ontology annotation, biological process: nuclear-transcribed mRNA catabolic process, RNase MRP-dependent; rRNA processing; tRNA 5'-leader removal.